This is a messenger RNA of Solenopsis invicta (red fire ant), 1101 nucleotides long. RefSeq lists its product as uncharacterized. The record is from RefSeq and is a predicted model, not a curated record. Gene Ontology annotation, biological process: DNA integration. The transcript has a single exon. Gene Ontology annotation, molecular function: nucleic acid binding. Lineage: Eukaryota; Metazoa; Arthropoda; Insecta; Hymenoptera; Formicidae. Bases 1 to 1101 code for a protein of 366 amino acids.
AUGACCCUGGGGAUGGUUCGUCAACGAUACUGGAUUCCUCGUGAACGCGCGGUGGUGAAGAAGUGGCUGCACCGUUGCGUGGUUUGCACUCGAUGGCGGGCGACCAUUCCCCAGCAGCUAAUGGGCAGACUUCCACGGGAGAGAGUAACAGCGGGGAGGCCCUUCCUCGACACCGGCGUUGACUACGCCGGCCCAAUUCAGCUGCGAACAACCAAAGGACGAGGCCAGCGGGCCUACAAAGGAUUCAUCGCGGUCUUCGUCUGCCUGUCUACCCGUGCCGUGCACCUAGAAGCGGUGUCCGACUACACUGCCGACGCUUUUCUGGCGGCCUUGCGUCGAUUCGUGUCGCGCCGUGGUCUCUGUCGAACCCUCCGGAGCGAUUGCGGAACCAACUUCGUCGGCGCCGACGCGCAGUUGCGGAGUUUCUUCGCCCCUGGUAGCCCUGAGUUGCAUCGGAUCGUCGGACAGCUUGCCGGCGAUCGUAUUAAGUGGCAGUUCAAUCCUCCGUCGGCGCCUCAUUUUGGCGGAAUUUGGGAGGCCGCCGUAAAGUCCUUGAAGCACCACCUGCGGCGAGUGUUGGGUGACGCGACCCUAACGUUCAAGGAAAUGAGCACCCUCCUCGCCCAGGUGGAAGCCUGUUUGAAUUCGCGACCGCUUCAGGCGUUGUCCGACGAUCCUGAUGACCUAGCCGCCCUCACUCCGGGUCAUUUCCUGGUGGGAUCUCCGCUGACGGCCGUGCCUGAGCCUUCGUUGCUGGAGUUGCCCGCUAAUCGCCUGACUCGUUGGCAACUUCUGCAGCAGAUGCGGGACCAUUUCUGGGAGCGGUGGUCCCGCGAGUAUCUUCACUCUCUCAUCCAUAGACCGAAGUGGCGGAGGGAGGCUGCGGAUUUUCGCGUGGGACGUCUGUGCCUCAUUAGAAAUGAGAAUACUCCGCCGUCGCGCUGGCCACUCGCCCGCAUUAUGCGAGUACAUAAGGGGGAGGACGGGCAGAUCCGCGUCGUCACUGUCCGGGCGGCGGCGUCGGAGUUUACGCGACCAGUCGUCAAACUUAUAUUGUUGCCGGUUUGCGAGAGCGAGCAGAGCGGGGUGCCGCCUGACUAG